GAAAUGAGAUUUGGGUCUUAAAAUUCUGGUCUGUCAUUUUCUGAAGUGUACGGUACUGUAUGUUUAGUGCUGCAGCCUGGGCACAGCCAUUAUUUCGAGGCCACAGCGUGUCCCUUGGUAGCAUCGAUAACAAAAGUGCUCCGGGGUGUCACCGUGGAGCGGCACAGAGUGCAAGACAUUACCCUGAAAAGAAUCGGUUUGCAGGCUGGGAAUGCAUGUCCAAUUCCAGGGCCUCUCGCCCUCUGCUUCUUGAGGAAACUUGAUAAUAGCACAGGUUACUCUGAGAUGUAAAGUAUACUGGCUUUAUCUCAGAGAAACUUGAAAGCAAAUUGCACUAGAAAAUUUGUAUGCAUAUUAGAUUUUGUGUUUAUUUGAGUGGACUUCCCUGACCUUCCAAAAGUUAGACCUUGGCAGAGCCAGAGGGGAAGGUAUCAUAGCAUGCAUGAGUAUUUAAUUUUAGCAGAAAAUAACAAUUUUUUCUGGGAUUGAUUUUAAUUCGGUGUUGGAAACUUAGCUUAGAUUUUUGGUUUUGUUACUUUCCAAUUACAUUACGCUUGAUUUUAUUUAAACGCUUCAUUUUGGAUUACAUUUCAGGACUUACUGCUUGUUUGUUUUUGUUAAACGUGACUUUGCUACAUGAUUUCAUAAGUGUGAUCCUUGACAUGAAAAAGUAAAUCUAAAUUAGCUGAAAGUAAAUGCUGAGAAUAACUUCUUUCAUUGCAUGAGAUGCAGCACGAAGUGCCAAAGGCAGUUUAUAACCACUGCAGGCUGGGGCUGCUCUGGGGGUCAGUGAGAGGGGUUGUGGCAGCACAGCAGCACUGAUUCUGUCUGCCCUGCGGUGGCACACGGUCAUGUUUCUCAUGCCCUGCUCACAGUACGUGGUGGAAAUCCUGUUCCAGCUGCAGAGGGUGAGACAACAGCUGUCCUGAGGAAAGCCUGACAGAAAUCCAUCAAUGCUAGCUAUGUCUUUAAAUUCUUCUACACUUUUAAAUGAAGAAAACGCUCAAGGAACAAAAAGAAAUACUGAGUGUUUGGAAAGCCUACUGCAGACUCCAUCACUGAUUCAAGAUAAUCCACUCCAACAAUUACGGUUAGCAUCCCAGGAAGUACUGGAAAAGGCAAAAAAGAGUGGGAGAUCAAAAUGCCCCCGAUGCAAUAGUUCAAGGAUGUUUUAUUGUUAUACGUGCUUUGUUCCUGUUGAAACUGUCCCUACCAAUGAAAUUCCAACUGUGAAGUUGCCUUUGAAGAUUGACAUUAUCAAGCACCCAAACGAAACUGACGGCAAAAGCACUGCUGUGCAUGCUAAGCUCCUGGCACCUGAGGACGUUACAAUUUAUAAAUACCCUUGCAUUCCAGAGUAUGGAGAGAGCAGACACGAAGUAGCACUUAUAUUUCCUGGCCCCAAUUCAGUUUCAGUAAAAGAUAUUGCUUUCCAUCUCCAAAAGUACACCAAGAAAGGUGUCUGUUCUAGUGACAAUGACUGUUCCAGAGAGCCCCUUCUUAAAAAAGCAAAAAUAGAACCUGAAGAAGAAAAAAAUCCAAAUGAAUGCAUCUCAAGCAGCAGGAGUGAAGGCGCUAGACUGAAGAAAAUAAUAUUUAUUGACAGUACCUGGAAUCAAACUAAUAAGAUAAUAACUGAUGAACGACUUCAAGGGUUACUGCAAAUUGAGUUGAAGACAAGGAAAACUUGCUUUUGGCGUCAUCAGAAGGGAAAACCAGAUACAUACCUUUCCACAAUAGAAGCAAUUUAUUAUUUCCUUGUGGACUAUCAUCAGGAGAUUUUGAAAGAGAGCUACAAAGGACAAUAUGAUAAUCUGCUUUUUUUCUUUUCAUUUAUGUAUACAUUGAUUAAAGAUGCCAAGUGUUGUGCAGGAAAAGAGUAAGCUGUCUCUCAGUGCAUGACACUACUUUUUUUUCUAAUAAUAAAUGGCACAAACAUAACUAGGA
Molecule: messenger RNA, 1947 nt
Organism: Passer domesticus (house sparrow)
Lineage: Eukaryota; Metazoa; Chordata; Aves; Passeriformes; Passeridae
Gene: DTWD1
Product: DTW domain containing 1
Exons: 5
Coding region: 954-1883 (309 amino acids)
Biological process (GO): tRNA modification
Cellular component (GO): nucleus
Molecular function (GO): tRNA-uridine aminocarboxypropyltransferase activity
Source: RefSeq, a predicted model, not a curated record